AUGGCUGGCGACGAUUCUGUCAUUAACUUCGUCAUCGGCAUUUUCGUCUCAUUAGGCGCUUCAUUCUUGGAUGCUCUUGGGUUGAACCUCUUGAAGCUGGAUCACGUUAAAGAAGCUCAAAAGUCAGCGAGUGAACAACGAUCCGACUGUGGCAGACCACUGUGGCACAUUGGUUUAUACACCUAUAUUGCUAGUCAGCUCAUCGGCAGCACGAUUGCUCUUAAUUAUCUCAGGACACAGUGGGUUGCUCCUUUAGGAAGUGUUGCGCUCAUCUACAAUUUUUUGUUUGCCAAAAUCCUGGUGGGCACCAAAAUCACUCGAAAGGAUGUCCUCGGGACAUGUGUUGUUGUCGCAUCUGUCAUUUGGAUUGUUGUCUUUGGUGGCAUGUAUAAUGGUGAUGACCCUGAAGACACUAUAUCAUUGGAGAACCUCAAGCAGUUGUUUACAAGGCCCAUCUUUAUCAUUUACUUUAGCGCUCUCAACAUUUUGACACUCUCGGGUCUCGUGUUCGCUAUUUGGUCCCGAUGGCUCCUCAAUGAUGACUCCAGAAAGAGAAACAGCCAGCUCUUUUUCAACAUGAAACCAAAAAAGAUGCUAAGGGUGGUGGGCCUCAUGUUCAGUCUUGAUGGUGGCAUGUUGGCUAGUGAAACCUUGUUGCUUGCCAAGAGUGGUGUCAAAUUAUUCACACUUUCUGUCAACUCUCAAGUCAAUCAGUUUACGGACAACACAAGUCGCUUCAUUUUGCUUGCUUUGGUCUAUUGUCUCAACACUGCUCUUAAGCUGUAUUCAUCCGUGGUGGUUGUCCCUGUAUUCUAUGGCACUUAUACAGCCCUUGGGUUGGUGAACACAAUCAUUUAUCUUGACGAGAUUGGCAAUUACCCUGGUUGGGCCAUUGCCCUUGUUUUUAUUGGUAUUGGCGUCCUCGUAUAUGGCGUAUACCUUCUUAGCUCUAAGCCUGAUCCAUCUCAUAACCCUGACCACGAGGACCAGGAGAACGGCCACAGUGGUGGUGAUCAUGACCAUGUCGAUCAGGAGCAUGAUAUUAUAGGUCUCGACCCAAAUCGGCAACACCAUGACGACGACGAUGUUGAUGACGAUUUACAAGUGAUCCAUCAUACUAAAUCAUGGCCCUCAGCACACGAUGAAAAGAAUGGACAUGGUCGACUAUUUCAUGCAGCAUCAUCUCCCUCCCUUACGUUUCCACAACAACAACAACAAUCAUCUUGCUUGAAUCCAGUAGUAACAACAACACCAGCAACCACCUCACCACCACCGCCUACUACGAUUGUACAGGUUCCACCAAAAAGUAGAGUGCCUCGAUGGUUUAAACGUCGUCAUCGUCAUCAACAACAACGGUCUGCAACAAGUAGUAGUCGUAUGCCAUCAUCAGCGUAUAUAGGUGGUGGUAACCACGUUGACGGGGGAACCGAAAUGGCCGAGUUGCCUGACGACAGGAUCAAGCCAUAG
This is a messenger RNA of Lichtheimia ornata, 1467 nucleotides long. RefSeq lists its product as uncharacterized. The record is from RefSeq and is a predicted model, not a curated record. Gene Ontology annotation, biological process: magnesium ion transport. Gene Ontology annotation, cellular component: membrane. The coding region runs from base 1 to 1467 and encodes 488 amino acids. NCBI's taxonomy places the organism in Eukaryota, Fungi, Mucoromycota, Mucoromycetes, Mucorales, Lichtheimiaceae. The transcript has 7 exons. Gene Ontology annotation, molecular function: magnesium ion transmembrane transporter activity.